Messenger RNA from Saccostrea cuccullata (small rock oyster), 841 nucleotides. RefSeq names its product 5-demethoxyubiquinone hydroxylase, mitochondrial-like. Lineage: Eukaryota; Metazoa; Mollusca; Bivalvia; Ostreida; Ostreidae. Gene Ontology annotation, cellular component: nucleus; mitochondrial inner membrane. The coding region runs from base 120 to 707 and encodes 195 amino acids. The transcript is spliced from 6 exons. The record is from RefSeq and is a predicted model, not a curated record. Gene Ontology annotation, molecular function: 3-demethoxyubiquinol 3-hydroxylase activity. Gene Ontology annotation, biological process: ubiquinone biosynthetic process; regulation of gene expression; regulation of reactive oxygen species metabolic process.
AUAUUUCUUAAUGUUUUCAGGGCACAAGUCCAUUGAUUGGUAGACUUGUCACGGCGAGAAGCUAAUUAAGAGUAUCACCACUCUUGCCGAGGCUUAUGUAAGGAAUUUAACUUUGAAAUAUGUCUUUCCCUUUGCUUUGCCAAAUGAGCAUAAGGCGCAUAAGCCAACGUGCCAGAGAUGAGAAAACCAGAAAACUGCUCAGUCGCAUAAUCAGGGUAGAUCAAGCAGGAGAACUGGGAGCUGAUCGGAUUUAUGCAGGACAAAUCGCUGUCUUAGGCAAGACCUCUGUUGGACCCAUAAUACAGGAAAUGAAAGAGCAGGAACAGGAACAUCUGGAGACAUUUAAUCACUUGAUCGUGGAGAAGAGGGUGAGGCCCACUGCACUGCUACCUCUCUGGAAUGUUGCUGGAUUUGUCCUAGGUGCAGGAACAGCCAUGCUGGGCAAGGAAGGAGCUAUGGCGUGUACAGUGGCGGUUGAGUCGGUGAUAGGUGAACAUUAUAACAGUCAGAUUCGAGAUCUGAUGGAGGAUGAUCCAGAGAAACACAAAGAUCUGAUACAGAAACUGAGUAAAUUUCGAGAUGACGAACUUCAUCAUCAUGACACUGGAUUAGAACACGAUGCAGAAAAGGCACCAAUGUAUGAAGCUCUUUCACAGGUGAUAAAAGUUGGAUGUCAUGGAGCUAUUUGGUUAUCCGAAAGAAUAUGAAGUUUAAAACAAUUCAUAUAUGUACUUAUAUAAUGCUGAGAGAGAGACAGUAUGAGAAGUAAUGACAGUGCAUGUGGUAUACAAGCGGCAAUUUUUGAAAAUUGAAUAAACCAAUUUUGACUAGUCUUACAUAA